CUAAGAAGUAACAACAACCUGCUUUCGUGUGGUGCAAUCGGAUUCAAAAAACAAGGAGGUGUGCUGGAAAAUGUCAACUUUCAUUCGGUGGGUCGUUUUCGUUGAGAAUUUUUAUCGACUGAAAAUAUAAGAGAGAGACAAGAGGGAGUCGUCUGGAAAUCGCAAAAAGAACAAUGUAUCGAGGAAGACGGCGAACGAACUCCUCCUCAACAAAAAUCGAAAAGAGAAAGCCUGUAGCGAAAAGGAUAACAAAGAGGAGGAGCACUACGUCAUCUACAGCUAAGUAAGAAGUACUAAAAACUCUAACUUCGAAUACACCUUCAACAAAAAAACAACAUAGGCUACGGAUCAGCGCUUGUUUGAUCUGUGAAGUCUGAUAUUGAAUGAAAGAAUCCUGUAGGAAAAACUGUUAUGGCGUCAGCCCCAUAGGGGCAGACGAGGGGUCCUAGACGAAACUGUUAUAACUUGCGCAUUUCAGUGGGCUGGAUUCAUCAGCAUUUCGUGGACGAGGGGUCCUAGACGAACAGUUGCGCAUUUCAGUGGGCUGGAUUCAUCAACAUUUCGUGGACGAGGGGUCCUAGACGAACAGUUGCGCAUUUUAGUGGGCUGGAUUCAUCAACAUUGGACGAGGGGUCCUAGACGAACAGUUGCGCAUUUCAGUGGGCUGGAUUCAUCAACAUUGAGUAGGACGGAACCAUUCAGUUGCGCAUUUAAGUGGGCUGGAUUCAUUUCGUAGUAUUUUUCACCACUUGGAGCGGCAAGAUGGGAAAGAAAGGUAUUGCUAUUUUGAUGUUCUGAUCAUGUUGUAUGAGUCAAAUUGAAAUUCAUCAAAUAGGACGACGCCUUUUUACAAUUAUUAUGACUUAUGGUUUUCGUCCCACGCUCCUUACAAUUAUUCAAUUAUUAUGACUUAUGGUUUUCGUCCUCCCACGCUCUUUAACCGGUAUUUUCCUUUCAUCACAACCACAGGAAAGGGAAAGAAAGAGAAGAUAACCGGUACGCCGGAGGUUAUCAAAUUCAAGGGGACGAAGGAAUUUCAACUCCUAAAAGAAUGUGUCUCGAUUCAAGAGUCACUACCGUUCGUAGCGAGCGACAUAUUAGACGACCUGUCAUUUCGAAAAGUUGCGAGAUUCUUGAAUAUGGUACUUCUUCCCUAUAUUGUUUCUUGUGUGAUUGAUGUAGCACGACAGUUUACCUUUACCUAUCUAUGUUUCUUAUGUGAUUGAUGUUGUACCUGCACUAGCAGACUUCUAUUUUAUUCUAAGGACUUGCCACCUAGAGGGCAUCUAUGGUAUAGUCUAUUUCUAUAUUCUAGGUCGUUAUCAAAUGUACCUUUACCUAGGACAGGUACAUAUUCUAGUUCACCUUUACCUAUCUAUGUUUCUUAUCUGAUUGAUGUACCUGCACUAGCAGAUAGGUAGUUUUCAUUUCCACCUUCAUCAUCUCACCUACAGCUGGGUCUCCUAACGACGUUCGUGAAAGGCGAUUCGACCAAGGAGUAUAGGUUUAAGCUGCACCACAGCUUAGCCGAUCCCCCACCUCAGUACUUCCCGCAGGGAUAUCCAGCUAGUCUGAUAAAGGUGGCGAGGGCGAUAACAGCCAGCACCCAGGUGUCCUACAAUGGGCGAGAUUUCGAUUACAACGAGAUGGCACCUGAACUAGCAGCGAAAAGUGAGGAGUUCUUGAAAAGUCUAGACACCAGCAUGACGACGCUAGCAAGCGCUUUCGAAACCGAAAUGAAAGCAGACUUCCCUAGUGGGUUGAAGAAGGUAUUAUUUUUACUUUUUUAUAUUUCAGACUGACAGGAGGACGACGAUGGCGCCGGCGCUCAGUUAGUUUUAGCAGUUAGCAGGAUACCUUAGGAUACUUGUUGAUAGUUACCCUUUUCUCUUUUAUAUCUUCCUCUGGUCUGUCUUUUUUCUAGUUAGGUCGGCUCCACCGCAAAUAUUUAAAAAUUUUCGCUAAUAAAUCGUGGUCAACAAAAUUUUCUAGGUCCUUUCUACUAUAUCUCCUGUAUCGCGAUCGACCUGAUCUUACGGCCACGUGAGUUUUUCGCAUCUCCUCUUGUCCUCUGUUCUGAGUCUGUUGACCUCGGUCCCGUAGACAUGUCGGCUCUUGUUCAGUCGGUUCUGCUAGUUCUGCUCUUCUACAUCCUUAAUUCAUCAGAGAGAAAGCACAGCGGUAGGCUGAAGAAGGUACUUCUACUACAUUCUCCAUUUCUGGUGCAUAGCUUUUCCCUAUCAAUAUCAAUCAUAAAAAAUCUCCAGUUCAACCAAGACAUGCAGAAGAAGCUUGGGGAUUUUGAUAAGGCAUGGACAGAGUACGAGAAAAUGUACCUCACUGCGAAGAACCACAUCGAUAGCGAGGUAUUUCUAAUCUCUUGAAUAUGCUCUAGUACCUCACCCACGCGAAGAACCACAUCGAUAGCGAGGUUGUAUUGCUUAUAUGUCUCUAAGCUGACGUAGGGGUAUCGUCCUCUUCACUCUCGAUGUUGAUAUCUUCACAAAAUAAGUAUUAUCCUCAAGUGUUGACAUGACGAAACCCAAAUUCUCCAGGUUCUUCGACAAGUAACCACCCUAGUGGACAUCGAAAAGAAAUUGACGGACGCCGAGAAUAAGCUCGAUAUACCGCAUAAGCAGGAAUACGAGAACCUUUUUGUAUAUUUAUUGCACUUGUUUUCCUAAUUAUAUUUUUGAUCGCUCAUGUAGUUACUUAGGGACAUAUUUUCACCUUUUUAGUCCUUCAGCUGAUUUAUUACCUUUUCCUUGUUUUGCAGUACUUGAUCUAUAACCUUCAGUACUUCAUCUCCUUCAAAAGCAGAGGGGCUCGAGCUACCAGCACCAACUACCUCAAUCAAAAAGUACAAGUUACAAAACCGCAUCCUCAGACUCGCGAAAUCGAGGGUAUCAUCCACGACAAUUGGUCUUUUGUGGUCGGCGUCAGUGAGGAGCUCAAGUCAAAAACCUUUUACGACAACGCAGUUCCAUUAGCGGAAGCUUGCGUCUUCUACGAAUCCAAGGUUACUCCGGAAUGGCUAGAACAAUGCAAAUAUGUCAUCAAAGACUAUUUGGAGGUACUUUUAGCACUUUGAUUCAUUUGGAGUGCUAAACCUAAAGCUCGUCGUACUACUGGUACAACUAGGUAUUUCAGUUUUUAGUGGUCGAGAACAACAAGUCCAUCGACAUCAAAUUUGUCUCGUCGUCAGAAAGAUCGCAGAAGCAUAACACUUCAAAGAUGAAGACGAAUUUUCACGUCCACAUUUCCGCUCAUCACCUCCUUCCAGCUCCGCAUCUAUGUCGCCAACUUACCGACACAGCGAAUGUAUCUGGAGUUCGACAAGAAUACGGCGUUUCUGAGACUACUGAAGAAAUUUCAUGCUAGUGUCCAUACCGCAGAGGAGGCGUUCACGUUUGUGGAUCAGCUCCCGAAGAACAUGAAACAGAGCAAUCACAUGACAAGGAAACUCUUGGAGCCUGAUCUAAUUAGGCUGAAAACCAUCAAUGCGACUGGGUCGUGA
This is a messenger RNA of Amoebophrya sp. A25, 3517 nucleotides long. The record is from the annotation of a GenBank genome assembly. NCBI's taxonomy places the organism in Eukaryota, Dinophyceae, Syndiniales, Amoebophryaceae.